AUGAAAGACUCGUGCUUAGCAUCAGUUCGGCCAUCACUAAGGCCCAUCAUCACCGGUUCUGUUGAAGCAUGUGUCCAAAAUCGAAAAGAUGAGUCUCAAAAAGCCCUUCACGUUCGUCUCGCGUUUGACGCCGGCAUUUGCGAGUCGAGACCAAAAUGGCGCGAAUGUCGUGGAGGCAGUCUUCGACCCGAAACAGCCAACGAAGUCUCUUCGUACAGACAGAUUAAGACUUUCAUUGCUCACAUACUUCGAUGCGCCAACAGGUCUCACACACUCUCCAGCUUCUCACAAUUGCGCAACCUACAUUUUAGACCAUCCAUUUUCAUCCAUUUAAAUGGCGCACAAGGGUGUCACAAGACCUACGAAGCAGCUACCUCGGAAGCGGAUCUCAAUCUCUACGGCCCUCUUGACGACGACCCGAUCCAAGACUUCCAGCCGCCAUACUUUCCACCUCCGCCUCCGCCCUACCAUCCUCACCUCCAUUCCCAUCCUCACUCCCAUCCCCAUCCCCAGCCUCACACUCAUCCGCAUCCCCAACCCCAUCUACAUGCCCAUCUUCAUGCCCAAUCGCAUCACAUGCAUCAAAUGCCCCAUUUGCACCAGGCUCCACCACCACCCCAUCUACAGCCCAACCUGCCGGUGCACCAUUCGUCGGCUCCGCUCGUACAUGCUGUCGGACCGUUUGCCGCCGGUCUCUUCGCCCACCCCUCGACACUGUCGACGUCGUCGGACGCAGUCGGCAAUGCUGCCAGUCUCAUGGCCAACUCCAUGGCAACCGGAGUCAUUGGUCUUAAUAGGCACGAUCAGAUGCAGACCCAUCUGACUGGACUGAGCCUACACACAGACAUCGUGUCGUCAGGGCGACGUACAGAGCGUAUCGGCGUCUCGUUGUCCGGUCAGCCGGUCUCGUAUUCUGGCCACUUCUUUACCGGACCGUCCACGUCGGUCGGCUAUCCCCAGAGCUUAGGACUCGAAUACGAGACCGCCAGCAAUGCCUAUCGUCUGCGUCAGGCCCCGAGACCGCUCGAGGGACAGACGAGCCCUAGCUCCGACCCCGGCGCACCAGCCCUCGAAACGCGCAGUGCCUAUGCCAACUCGAACUCGAACUCGAACACAAACUCGAAUUCCAACUCAAACCAGAGCUCAACUUUAAAGUCAAACGCAAACUCGAACUCCGAUUGGCUCGCCUCGCAUCUGAUGGCAGCCGGCCAGGUCAGUGGUCAAUUCUUUACAGAUUCAACGGUCACCUGUAACAGCAGCAUCAACAUCAUCAACAAUAGCAGCAGUAGUAGUAGCGCUGGUGGGAUGAGGACGGCAUCACCGAUCACUUCUUUUGCCUCGAAUGCCUCCGGACGCGACCAGCAACUUCACGACAUCCCGAGCCUACAGAAGACCACCACCACCACCACCACCUCUUCCGUCUCCUCCGCCUCGUCCUCACAACAGACAUCACCGCCACCACCAUCGUCACCCGCGCCAACAUGCGUUAUCGCCACGGCAGAAGCGACUGUAUCCACAGUCGGACGACUCGAGGCGGGAGCAGGGCGACAGACUUUCUUCUGUCCCGCAUCCGAGACGACCCGAGACGCCAGACACACACUGCACGGCCAGUCUCAUGCC
Molecule: messenger RNA, 1620 nt
Organism: Protopolystoma xenopodis
Lineage: Eukaryota; Metazoa; Platyhelminthes; Monogenea; Polystomatidea; Polystomatidae
Source: the annotation of a GenBank genome assembly